This is a messenger RNA of Solanum verrucosum, 1367 nucleotides long. RefSeq lists its product as uncharacterized. NCBI's taxonomy places the organism in Eukaryota, Viridiplantae, Streptophyta, Magnoliopsida, Solanales, Solanaceae. The coding region runs from base 104 to 1030 and encodes 308 amino acids. The record is from RefSeq and is a predicted model, not a curated record. The transcript has 9 exons.
UUUUUGAUAAACCCCGAAGAAACCCUUGUCCAUCGACGACUUUCCGGUUCGCCUCUCUUACUGUUGGUACCAUUGAGAGAGAGAGACAGUAGUGUUGAGUUAGAUGAUUAAAGGAGGCAAAACUUCGGUGCUAACAUAUGCUGAAAAAUGCAAGAAUAUAUUGGCAUCUAAUUGGCAAGGUUACCUUAAUACUGUGAAGGCUGAUGCUAAUGGAAGCAAAGGGGAAAUAUACACUUCAAAAGUCCGCUAUUUCGUCAGGAGAGGCAAGCCCUACAUCUGGGUACCUGAAAAUGAUAUGCACAAUGUGAACACAAUGAUAGAUGAGCGCGGUUCUUUUGCUGUGGCCAGUCCCUUCCCAGGUCCACUGCCAAGUUUUCUCAAAUCUAUCAAGAAAUUACCAGCUCGGGUUGCUCUGAUGGGUGAAGUUCUGCCUCUUAAAGAUGAAAAGGCUAGGUUGCCUAGAGACAGCCUUAAGGAAGCCAUAUCAUCUGAAAGGAGCAUGAUUGAGAAGUUCUCUUACUCCGUUUUGGGUAUACUGAAUUCAUCCAGCCUUGGUGCUACAUGCCGAGGUGACAAUCUCCAGGAAUUACUUGAUUCAGACAAAAGAUAUGUUGUCUUCAAGUGCAGCCCAAGUUCAUACAUGUACUUUGACAGCAAUGGAGGGACUCAUGAAGUAGAUCUAGAGGAAGUCCAUGCAACAAAACCUGAUCCUUUAUCAUCACAUACCAUGAGCCUGAUUGAUGGAAUUAAUCAAAGUGAGGUGAGGCGUAGGGCUCUAAUUCUCUUCUGCAUCACGCACUUGAAUAAGAACGCAAAGGAUGCUUAUCUGCUUUCUAUAGAUCGGAAAGGAUUGGAUGUGCUGGGAAAAGUUUUAGGUCCAAUAAGGAGCGAUGGUUCUCGUGAAUAUCAGUGGAGGGAGUUCAGAAUUGCAUUCAGAGAAGAGGCACACACUGUUGAAACAUUCUGCCGCCAGCUUGUUGAAAUGGAGGAGGAAUCACUCAAGAGUAUCUCCAACUUUAGUGGCAUAUAAAUAGGGUGGAAUUAGCAUCACAGAGACAGGUUUGAAUAGAAAGCAAGGAGAACCCACCAGGAAUAACUGCAUCAUGAUUCAUGGGUCACUUUUGACAGAGAAGGGGAACUGCGAUAGAGGGUCCUGGCUAGGAACAGAAGGAUGAACACUUUUAUAAUGCAGAUGAGUGAUCUUGUGAUUUGAGCUGUGUUCAUAUCUGUUCUUGUAACCUAGAUCAUAAAAUGUUAAUAACCUAAGCUGAGCCGUGACACUGUAGUUGAGGAAUGUUAUUCAUUGUGAUUUUAACUGUUAAAAAGCUUAUGGUUGGUGCGAGCUGCAUACCCUCACCUAUUAUAAA